Molecule: messenger RNA, 2669 nt
Organism: Asterias rubens (European starfish)
Lineage: Eukaryota; Metazoa; Echinodermata; Asteroidea; Forcipulatida; Asteriidae
Product: WD repeat-containing protein 46-like
Exons: 14
Coding region: 44-1867 (607 amino acids)
Biological process (GO): maturation of SSU-rRNA from tricistronic rRNA transcript (SSU-rRNA, 5.8S rRNA, LSU-rRNA)
Cellular component (GO): nucleolus; small-subunit processome; 90S preribosome
Molecular function (GO): protein binding
Source: RefSeq, a predicted model, not a curated record
CAGUGAAUUAAAACUCUUGCUAGUUUGACCUUUGACAUUCAACAUGGCGACUUCCAUGGAGGAACGUGUUUCUUCUGCUGGCGACUCUUCUAAAAAGAGAAAAAUGCCAAAGAAGAAGAUGCCUACCAGAUAUUUUGACACAAACACUGAAGAAAAUACAACAACAGAGUCUUCAGAACCCGUACAACAACAAAGAACACAACCCAAGAAAUUUCCUAAGAAGAGAACAAAAUCAAAACGAGAUGAACUUGAAGAUGAAGAAGAGCCACAAUGGAAGAAAGAUUUCUUGAACUCAAGAAAGAAAGUUGACCCGUUUGAUGGACCUGCUCCCAUUCCUGAGAAGAGGAUACAGAAGUAUAAACGAGGAAAGAAAAGCAAACCGACGGGAACAACAAUGCCAGAUACAAGAGUAAGAAAGAACAUGAAGAGAUAUGAAGAAAGACAAAAACAAGCCGCUAAGCAAGCAGCGAGGACUGAGCUGCUGCUGCCUGAAGAAAGUGGGUUCUUAGAAGCUGAAAAAGGAGAAGAAACGUUUCAUAUCACACAACAAGACAUUUCUGAAGCAGUGGACAUUGCAAGCGCUACAAAGUCGUUUGAUCUGAAACUUGACCAGUUUGGGCCGUACCGCUUAAACUACACAAGGAAUGGUCGACAUUUGCUUCUUGGUGGUCGUCUUGGUCAUUUAGCUGCAAUGAACUGGGUUAGUAAGAAACUCAUGUUUGAAAUCAACGUCAUAGAGUCCAUCAGAGAUGUCAGAUGGCUUCAUUUGGAGACGAUGCUCGCCGUUGCUCAGAAGAAAUGGUUGUAUAUGUACGACAACAAAGGCGUCGAGAUCCACUGUAUAAAGAAUUUACAUGAUGUUCUAAAGAUGGAGUUUCUACCGCAUCAUUUCCUCUUAGCCACAGCAAAUGCUGCUGGUUACCUUCAGUACCUAGACACCUCAGUGGGUAAGAUGGUGUGUAAUAUUAACACAAGAUGUGGUCGUCUUGACGUUAUGACCUACAACCCAUACAAUGCUAUCGUUCAUCUUGGACAUUCAAAUGGUACUGUAACAUUCUGGAGUCCCAACGUGAAAGAGCCGGUUGUCAAAAUGCUUUGUAAUAAAUCAGCAAUCAGAGCUGUUGCGAUUGACUCAAAAGGAUUGUAUAUGGCGACAGCAAGCACUGACCGUCAAUUGAAGAUCUUUGAUGUAAGAACCUUCAAGCCAUUACAAGUCUACAGAGUGUCUCAUGGUGCAGGGGAGUUGAGCUUUAGUCAGAGGGGACUUUUAGCUGCUGGGCUUGGCAACGUCGUUGAGGUGUACAAAGACUGCUGUGUUAAAACUCAGAAUAAACCUUACAUGAGGCAUACCCUAGGGUCUCAAGUCAGUGGGUUAAGCUUCUGCCCCUAUGAAGACGUCUUGGGAGUCACACACUCUAAGGGAUAUUCAAGUUUACUCAUUCCAGGUGCUGGUGAGCCCAACUUUGACGCACUAGAAGCUAAUCCGUACCAAUCCAAAACACAACGAAGAGAAGCAGAAGUCAAAUCCCUACUUGAGAAGAUCCAGCCUGAGAUGAUAACCCUUGACCCCUUCGCCAUUGGUUAUGUGGACAAGGCAACCAUGGCUCAACGAGACAAAGACAGACAGGAGCUCUUUGGUUUGAAGUCACCACCAAAGUUUGAGCCACGGUUUAAGAAGAAGGGACGAAGCUCCGCCUCAAAGAAAGAACAGAGGAGACAAGGUCACAAAGAAGAAGAAAAGAGGGAGAAGCUUCGAGAGGAGAGUUACAAGAAACAAGAUGCGACGAAGAAGAAGAAGGCUGUGGAAGAUAAGCAGGAAGAGGAAUCUCUGGGAUAUCGAUCAGCUCUGGAUCGAUUCAAGAAAUAAAUAUGAACAAGAACAAAAAUUGCGAUCUUUGGCUAUAGACAGGUUACCUUUAUUUUGUUCGCUGUUUGAAUUAUUAUGGGGAGAGUUCAGAGUGGGAUUCUAACCAACAACCCUGAGAUCUUGGAUCUUUGCACAAAACAACCUGAAAAAGUUGCAUCCCAUUAAGGUGAUCCCUCUGCUGUUGUUUCCUAGCUUGUAUUAUAAACCUGGCUACACGGCAGUAACAGGUUAAAGGGCACUAACUGGCACCCCCCCCCCCCAAAAAAAAAAGAGAAAAAGUUAUACCAGUAGCCAAAAUAUAAAAACUGCCAACAGUAGCCUGGCUAGAUAGCCCAGUUGGUAGAGCGACGGCAAGUUGAUUUGGAGUACACAGCUUCAAAAUCUGCUCUUCUCCAUUUUCUGUUCAACCUGAGUUAACAAAAUAACUCAGUACAAAACAAUUUUGCCUACUAGUACAAAGAUAUGACAACCAGUCAAAGUACUAUGUCACAUGUGAGGUUCAUGACUGGUUUAUUGCUUAAUUUUGCUGGGCAGAAGCUGCAAUAACUGUCCGUAUUAAAGUAGCUUUAUGUAAUUGGAACUGUGUUAUACCAGAUUGGUUGUAAUUGUUUGAUACAAACUAAUCAGGUAAUAAUGAGCAAUUUUGUUUUAGUUGCUUUAAUGAAGUUUGUAGAUUACUACAUACAAAAGCUUCUCAGUUCAAUUAAAAACAAAUUCACAUUGCUUUAUUUUUAACGUUUUGAACACAAACUUCAUUGCAUUUUAUGAAUUGUAUCUAUUAAAUGAUAUUGGAAAAUUUACA